UCCAUCAUUCAUUUCCAUGGUGCGGGCCUCAGCAAAUUUUCUCAUUCAGAUUCUGCCCUAACCAUCGCCAUUCUUCGCACUUCACACUCACACUCACGGAUAUGGAGGUCUCUUCUUUCUGUAGCAGCAGCAGAGCAGCUUCGUUCGUCUUCUCAUAUCCAUCCAAAACAAAUUCAAGAAAACGGUCUCUUCAUCUACACUCCAUGGCCGCCGAGAAACCUCCUCCUUCUGCCGCCAAAACCGUCGGCUCCAAGAAGAUAAACUCCACGGUGUUCCCUCUCGGCGAGAAAGGACCGAGGACCAGCAUCUCGCUCUCGACUUCCCCGCCGAUUAAGCUACUGACGAGAGUGGAGCAAUUGAAGCUACUGAGCAAGGCGGAGAAGGCCGGUCUUCUGUCUGCGGCAGAGAAAGCCGGGUUGUCUCUGUCGUCGAUUGAGAAAUUAGGGCUUCUGUCGAAGGCUGAGGAAUUGGGGAUUUUAUCGGCGGCGACAGAUCCAGGAACUCCCGGGGCGCUACUGAGCCUGAGCUUAGGGCUGUUGUUAUUAGGGCCUUCGUGUGUGUAUUUGGUGCCGGAGGAUAGUGUUUGGCAGAUCGCGUUGCAGGUGUCGGUGGCUUUGGUCUCCGUCGUCGGCGGUUCCGCUGCUUUUGCUGCGUCGAAUUUGGUGUCGAAUUUGCAAAGAUCGAAUUGAAUUUCAGUGUCGAGUUUUCCAAUUGCAGCCAUGGGAGUUGUAGUUAUCAGCAUCAGCUUUCCUUCUCCUUCCAUGUCGUCGUUUUGUAUGCUGCAAUUAUUUAAUUUAUCAUUUUCCAGCGAAUUAAAAUGGCGAUAUGUGAACGGCAAAUUUUCUGCUCUCAUUUUUAUAUCAAUGAUGAGCAAAAUUAAAAUAUUAACGCAUACAUGAUAUAUUCAAACUUAUUAUUACCAAAUAA
Messenger RNA from Benincasa hispida (wax gourd), 927 nucleotides. RefSeq lists its product as uncharacterized. Lineage: Eukaryota; Viridiplantae; Streptophyta; Magnoliopsida; Cucurbitales; Cucurbitaceae. The record is from RefSeq and is a predicted model, not a curated record.